UGUUAACUUGUUUGGUUUCACUUGUUUUAUUCAGAUUCACAUUGAAAUUAAUGUUGAACUUAAAGGACCCUCCAACAAAAGUUGGUUUGAAUUCAUUGAAUGAAUUCACAAAACCAUGGAUUAUUGACCAAAACUUUCAGGGUACACAACAUGAGUUGGUUCAUCAGAUAUACAAACUAUCAGUAGAUGGACCUUGGUCUCAUCCACUCUUGCAGGAUAUGUUGCAACAUAACACAACACCUGAGCAGUUGAAAGAUUAUUUUGAUGAUGAGCGCCUCCUAAUGGUACAUCGGUUUCAAGCGUUAUGCGAUGCAUCGAAGAUUGACGAGUGUCUUCUAUUCUCGCGUGCUGUGAUAGAAAUGUCGUAUAAAUGGUGCCAAGUAACUUCGGAACAAUAUGGACUAACGGAGCUGUAUGACAUCAUAAUGAAACAACUAAUUAACGGAGAAAAGAAAUUAUCCACUGUUCGUCAGUGUGUGGGGAUCGCUACGUCACUACGGAACUUGAUAGCAAGAGCUUGUUCACUGACUGUCUUCAUUUCAAACCCAACCCCCGAACAUUACUUUGAAGUUGCCAAGAUUCAUAAAACUCCUUACAACAAAGAGAAAGACACUUCUAUUGAUUGUACUGCCCAACUAAGAUUCGAACUACUCGAAUACCUCAAGCGAAACUGGCCGUCCAAGUUUCUAACUUCCCAUGCCUAUGAUUGGUUGGUGCUUAGGAAAGUCUGCUUGGAGACUAUGUCAAGCGAUGACGCGGCAAUUGUGCAACAAGUAGAGCGUGACCAAGCUAAAACUGCUGACUCAUCAGGUGAAUCGGGUAGUGAAGCAGAGACCGACACUUCAUUGGAAGAUACAUCACAUUAUGAGGAUAAAGCUCCACCUAGUAAGGAAACAAACAGAGUUCGGAAAAUAUCGGAAACUGAACCACAACCACUCGAUGGUAGUGUUGAAGGUUGUAGUAAACCUGACGAUGUCAUAAUGAGCGUUGUUGUAUCACAUAAGCUAAAUAAUGAUAACCAAGAUUCAUGUGAUCAAAAUAUUCAUGAAAAAGAUGCUGGCGUGAAAAAUCAUGAAGACCAUGUCGUGAAUGAGUACUCGUGCGGGAAAUUGAAUGAAGGUAAUUCUGUGAAUAUGGAAGGUGUGAAUAAAGAUCAGAGCGAAAAAGAUCAUCUUCUGAAUAAAGAAGAUCAUGACGUGAAUGGAAAAGAUCAUGCUGGGAAUACUGAGCAUCAUGCCAUGAAUUCUGAUGAUCAGGUUGUGAAUACAGACACUCAUGAUGUGAAUACAGAAACUCAUGAUGUGAAUACAGAAACUCAUGAUGUGAAUGGUAAAGAUUAUGUUGUGAAUGAGAUUCACAAUAAUGAAGUUGAUCAUGCCAUGAAUGAAUCUGGAAUUAAUGAAUUGAGUCAAGUUGAACAAAAACAACAACAACAACAACAACAACAACAACAACAACAACAACAACAACAACAACAACAGUGUUUGGUUGAAAGUGAAGCAAAUGUUGAAGAAAUGAAUCAAAACAUGGGUAAUAUAUCACCCAAUCAUUUACCUGUCACCUCCCAGCCCCCUAAUACCCCACCCACCCCAAUAUGGGUUUGCCCCAAAGAAAGUUGUCAACGAAUUAUUCGUUCCAAGCAAGGAAUGUCAAACCAUCUAAAUAGAAAACACCGAUGGUCCCAAUCGGAAAUCAUGGUGUUUUAUAAUUCAUUAAAACAACACUCUGCUUCUGCACGAUCACGCAGGAACAACAAAAAAACUGAAGAUUCAACUCAAAAGCUUGAUAUGGAUAAUUCACAUUGUGAUUCAAACGGAAAAACUACGUUUUCGGAAAAUUUACAAAGUUAUUCUAAUGUUGAAAGUUUGAGUAUAAGUAAGCCAGUGAUCCCAAGUUUGCCGGUAAUUUUACCAAGUGUGUUUGACACUGCUGAUGCUGGGACCUUACAAAAGGAAAAAGAGGUUGAAAAAGUUGAGGAAAACUUAGUUCUCGAGUUAAAAUGUCCCGUCGAGACAUGUGAUCGUGUGUUUCGCCACAAACACACUAUACAAGCCCAUCUUGAAUUCAGGCACAAAAUGAGCGCGAAAAAAGCGACACGAAUGUCGGAAAAAGCAGAAAUUAUUGAAAAACCUCCACCACCCCCUAAACCACAUUCAUCAAGUUCCACAAAACCAACUUUUGACGACAUUUCGACUUCAAAGGGCUGGUUCUGGCCGGUGGAUGAUUUCUUAUUUCAAGAACUAGAUGAGGUUUUAAUUCACAAAACCUCGUACAACCGGAAAAAAUAUUCCAACCUUCGAGCCUCCUUAACAAGAGACGUAAUGUGUUUAUUCGGAAGCGCUCCCUUGUCGUUUGAUCUCACUCUUGCUCAAAACAACAUUGAAAAUAUAUGGGAAAUGACUUCAAAACUUGAGAACAAGGAAACUACACCAAAUAUGCCUGAGGUACCAACAGAAGCAGAAGUGAACCAGGAUUUAUUUGACUUUCCUGUGCACACUGAGGCGAUUGUACAAGAUGAACCACCAAACCCCCCAGACCCCGUUCCAAAAUUAUCUGAAAUAAAACCAUUAUUAAACAUGAAAGUAAAGAUCAAGGCACCUAUGAAGGUGAAGAAGAGAAGUUUAGAUUCUGUCGACAAAUUAUCAUCAGUAGAUCAACCACAAGUAACCACAGAACCUUCUCCACAUCCAGUGGCAAAAAUUAAACGAAAGUAUGAUGCGCAGACGGUGUACAACAUGGCCGACAAAUACCCGAGUAAUAACACCGACACCCCUAUUAUACGGGAGGAGUCGUCAGCUUUUGGUGACGCCUUAAACUACAACAGCUUCGCUAAAAUAAUUGCUGACUCAGAACGACUCAUCGAAAAGAAAAAGUCGAGUCAUAAAACAAAAGUGAGUGAGGGGCAUGGUGUAAGUGAUGCACAAAAGUCAUCCGAGGAUUAUUUGAUGAAGAAGGUAAAGAAGCAUCGAACCUCAUCACGGAGCGAAGUGUCUCCGAAACGAGGAAAAGAAAUUUCGAAGAUGAAAACAUCGGACCAAGACAUCCUCUCCCACAGGGCUGGCUACCAAGAACUGUUGAAGAAAGCUGAAGAAAUAAGUUCAGCUGGUGCUAAGAAUAAGGAGAAGCAACAUGAGGAAAAAAGUGGGAGAAAGAGAAGUGUGACAUCACAAUCAAAGAGUGAGGAAAAACAAAGAGAAAAAGAAUUAAAAACGCCGCCAAGUUUGGAAAAAAAUGUUUCUCCUUUAUUGAAGAAAUCAAACGUGGCGAAACGCACCAUUGAUCUACGUAAGCUCUCUAGCUCUUCUAGUGGUAGCAAAGAUGCAAAACGAGAGGACAGUGUGUCACCAGUAGGUGGUGCCAUUGCGAAGAAAAAAGCAAAAGUUGAAACAAUACCUGAAAAAAUAAUUUGCCCUGAAUGUAAAAGACAAAUGAUCAAUCUGUUUGCUCUCACUUGUCAUAUGAGAAAGAAACAUAAAAGCAAUGCUCGUAAACUAUUCAUACCAAAACAAAACGAUAACGAGACGCAAAAAAACUUAAAUGAGCCACCUGUGCUAAAUGAGGCUUACAACAAACAACAAGUUGUUGUAUCUAACAGGAUGGCUCAUAAACCCGACGCCUCACACGCCCUCGACACACCCACAGCUCCAAUGGAUAGUUGUUUUGAGGUGGAAUUUGUGAAUGGGAAGAUGUUAUGUCCGUACUCUGGGUGUUCCCUCAAAUACAAACACAGGAGGUCACUUACAACUCACUGUAAGGUGAAACAUCCACAGUUUCAUAAAAAACUUCUAUGGAAAAAAAUUGUCCCAAAAACUGCAGAGCAAUUAUCGCUAAACAAAGACCUUAUCUAUGAUGUCAUAAAGGAUCAUUUAAACCCGACAUUAGAUGCUGAGUCAGCGAAAGGGGAAGUUCCGCCACUCGAGGCAGCAUUGCCAACGAAUGAUUCCUUGACUGAAGGUAAGAUUUCCAUUUUUAAUGUAGGAUUUCUAUGUUUAAUAUAA
Molecule: messenger RNA, 3998 nt
Organism: Ciona intestinalis (vase tunicate)
Lineage: Eukaryota; Metazoa; Chordata; Ascidiacea; Phlebobranchia; Cionidae
Source: RefSeq